GAAGGGGAGGGUUCUUAACCUGGGUCGCUGCAAGUUGGCCCAGAGCGGACAGAACUAGGCCCGUGACUCCCAGCCCUGACUCCUUCCAUCACGUAGCUUGAAGGGGCUUAUGCAGCACAGGGCUGUCCACAGCGAUUUGCAGAUACCAGCUCAUUUGAAGUUCUAACGUCCUGGACGUGCUUUGUGAUCAUCCCAAUUUUAUGUAGGAGGCAACUGGGGCACAUUAUAGUUACCCAGGGCCUCAUUUCUCUAGCUCCAGUCACUCAAGUUUACGUUAGGACUCGCACGUGCUGUUAGUCGCAGCCCUGAAAUUGGCUUUCGAAGAUGUGGCUUUGAAUAUCACUUCUGUCCCUACAAGUCUGCAGUCAGACGCAAGAGGUUGGGAACCUGGCCGAAGUCCUUGACUACCUUUAUGCCUCCGUCUCCUUAGCUGUUAUAGGAACAUAAUUGCACAAAGCUGCUGUGAGAGUUAAUGAGCUAGCACCAGAUUAAGAAAAUUCAGAACUGCAGCCCAAGGAAGCAAAACAACAACAGUGCAGAGGAAGACAGGAGACUUCGUUUAGCUCUUCACCAUGAAGUUAGGAAAAUCUAAAGGGGCUAUUUCUCGGAGCUCAAGCCAAGGAAAAGCCUAUGAGAACCAGCGCAAAACAGCACGGCCGCGGCAGAAGUGGGGAGUGGCUGCUCGAUUUGACUCAAGCUUGAGUAGGCUGAGAAGAAGCUUGGAUGAGAAACCCUAUAAGUGUAUUGAAUGUGAAAAGAGUUUCAGUCAGAGUUCGACUCUUUUUCAACAUCAGAAAAUACACACUGGAAAGAAAUCCCAUAAAUGUGCUGAUUGUGGGAAAAGUUUUUUUCAGAGUUCUAAUCUCAUUCAGCAUCGGCGUAUCCAUACGGGGGAAAAGCCCUAUAAAUGUGAUGAGUGCGGAGAAAGGUUUAAACAGAGCUCAAAUCUCAUUCAGCACCAGAGAAUCCAUACUGGAGAAAAACCCUACCAGUGUGAUGAGUGUGGCCGAUGUUUCAGCCAGAGUUCUCACCUCAUUCAACAUCAGAGAACCCACACAGGAGAGAAACCCUACCAGUGCAGUGAAUGUGGCAAAUGCUUCAGCCAGAGCUCUCAUCUCAGGCAGCACAUGAAGGUGCACAAAGAGGAGAAACCUCGUAAAACCCGGAGCAAAAACAUCAGGGCAAAAACUCACUUAGUAUCAUCUUGGAAAGCUGGCACUGGAAGGAAGUCAGUGGCUCGUCUCCGCUAGAUGAAGGGCACUGUUCAGCCCUGUUAGAAAAGGCUAUUGCUUUUAGAACCGGAGAUGCUUUGUAGUAGAGCACUUAAAUACUGGAUCCUUUGCUAGCAUUGAGACAUUGGGGCUUUAAUAACAUUAUUGGGCUGAAAGAAACUACACGAGUCCAGCUGUUCUCAUUCCUUUUUUUAAUGCGACUUCGAGCACAGAGAGCUGAAAACAUUUUGAGAGAAUACAAGAUCCUUUCACCUCGUUUGAAAUUGCUUCUCAUCAUCAUUUUGAUAAAAACCAUCACGUUUUGAUGACACGUGAAAGUGCAGGAAUGUGAUUACUCAGUUUUAGGACUUAUGUGGGAAGGAGUAAUUGAAUAAAAGGAAGCGAGAUUUCCAUUAGUUUUGGAGUUCAUAUGAGGAGUUUUUAUGUUUAUAAAGUUUUGUAGUGUAAUAAAUGGUUUAUAAUAUGAAUUGGAGAUUCAACGUAUAAAAAUGUGUUCUCCUUCACAGAUUUUUAAUCAGCAAGGCCCCUCACUGUAUGUUAGGUUUCUUUUAUUUCUUCCCUUCUGCUUAUGGACAAUUAUUAAAGGAGUAGAAUUUCCCUGUUUAUGGACAAUUAUUAAAGGAGUAGAAUUUGCCUGUUUCUCACCAGAUUCUUAGUAAACGAUCUAUAGAAGCCAAAACAAGAACUGAAUUAGACCACACAUCUUCUAUUCCUACUAAUACUGUUCCUUGUGGCAUUACUGCUCUGUUCUUGUUUUCCACAGUGGUGAUGGAUUGACAUUGAUCCAUCCCUGUGCCCUUGAACUUUUGGCAUUAUCUUGUGCUCUGACAAACUGAGCCAACCUUUUAGAUUUACACAGAUAAAUAUUUACUGUAUUUUACCAAUACAAUCUCAGCUUGCUUCUUACUAAUUAAAAUCUACAAUUUACAUGUCUCCCUGCCUUCCCCUAUGAGACCUUUAGGUAACUGGUUAUCUUAAGCAAAUGUCAACAGCAAAAAUCAUUUAAUUCAAGUGCCAGUGCAUUGUAGCAGUUUUGAAAUCUAAGUUCACUUUUUCUGCAUUACAUGAAUUGUUUAAGAAGUCUAAUAAACCUGUUAACUUCCGUCAGAACAGGGCAGGUGUCAGACAUUCUGGUCAACAUUCAGCUCAGGUUAUAAUUUCUAUUGAAUGCUAAAAUUCUCAUUUUUUCUAUCUUUCAUAAUCAUGAGUUCUUGCUGUAUUAAUAACAAUUAUUCAUAAAAAUAAAAAAUUGAAUAUUUUGCAUA
This is a messenger RNA of Trichechus manatus latirostris (Florida manatee), 2497 nucleotides long. RefSeq names its product zinc finger protein 22 (gene ZNF22). Bases 573 to 1250 code for a protein of 225 amino acids. The transcript has 2 exons. Gene Ontology annotation, biological process: regulation of transcription by RNA polymerase II. Gene Ontology annotation, molecular function: DNA-binding transcription factor activity, RNA polymerase II-specific; sequence-specific DNA binding. The record is from RefSeq and is a predicted model, not a curated record. Lineage: Eukaryota; Metazoa; Chordata; Mammalia; Sirenia; Trichechidae. Gene Ontology annotation, cellular component: nucleus.